AAUGCCAUCAGAGAAACCCCCAUUACCACCCGAAGAAGAGGCGGCCGCGGCGGGGGGGGGGGGGGGGGUGAACAGCUCCUCCCAACUCACACCGCCGCCGCCGUCUCAUUACCUCACCCCCCCGCCCCAUCAUCACCAUCACACGGCAAACCAGAAGAACCAUGGCACAGAAUCCACCUCGGCCGAGGCAUGUACCUCGACAUCAAACGCCGCCUGCCCUACUACUGGUCCGACUGGACCGACGCCUGGGAUUACCGUGUCGUGCCGGCGACGGUGUACAUGUUUUUUGCCAACAUCCUGCCCGCGUUGGCGUUCAGUCUGGACAUGCUGCACAAGACGAACGGGGAGUACGGAGUGAACGAGACGCUGUUGGCUAGUGUGCUGGGGGCGGUGGUGUUUAGUGUGGGAGCGUGCCAGCCGAUUGUGAUUGUGGGGGUUACGGGGCCGAUUACAGUUUUUAAUUAUACGGUGUAUAAUAUCAUGAAGGACUCCGGGACUUACUACCUUGGGUUCAUGUGCUGGAUUGGACUGUGGAGUUUGGUGUUUCAUUGGGUUUUGGCGGUGACGAAUUCUUGUAAUUGGCUUAGCUAUGUCACUCGCUUUCCCUGUGACAUCUUUGGCUUCUACGUCGCGCUUAUUUAUCUCCAAAAGGGCGUUCAAAUCCUCGAGACGCUCGGUGACGGCUCGCCGUUUUGGCUGUCGGUUGUUGUGUCGCUGCUUGUCUUUUGCAUUGCUUAUAUAUGUGGAGAGAUUGGCACAAAAUCCACGCUGUUCAAGCACUGGAUUAGGGUGUUUAUCAAAGACUACGGCACCCCGUUGACGGUGAUUUUUUUUACGGGGUUUGCCUACAUGGGCAGGAUGAAGAAUGUGCCUUUGGAGACGCUUCCGACAGGUGUAGCGUUUAUGCCGACGGUGGAGUCGAGGGGGUGGUUUGUUCACUUUUGGGACUUGCCGAUAGGGCACGUGUUUUUGGCGAUUCCGUUUGCGGUUUUGUUGACGGUGUUGUUUUGGUUUGAUCACAAUGCCCAAGGCUCAGAGUACCCCCUCCGCAAACCAGCCGGCUUCCACUGGGACCUCUUUCUGCUAGGCCUCACAACGGGAAUCUCGGGGCUGUUGGGCCUGCCGUUUCCUAACGGUCUGAUACCCCAAGCCCCUUUUCACACCGAGUCCCUCUGCGUAACAAAAGUCGUCACCUCUUCCUCUUCCUCGUCCUCUUCCUCUUUCGAGCAUGGCGGCAAACCCCAACUGAAAGCAACCCACGUGGUGGAACAACGCGUCUCCAACCUCGCCCAGGGGCUGAUAACACUCGUCGCUAUGACGGGCCCGCUUCUGUCGGUGCUGCAUCUCAUCCCGCAGGGGGUUCUGGCGGGGUUGUUUUUUAUUAUGGGGUUCCAGGCGCUGGAGGGGAAUGGGAUCACGCUGAAGUUGGUGUAUUUGCUUCAGGAGAGGAGGCUCAGGCCGAGGGACAGUCCGUUGAGGGGGUGUCCUGACAAGAAGAUCUGGUUGUUUGUUGGGUUGGAAUUGCUUGGGUUUGCGGCGACGUUUGCGAUUACGCAGACGGUGGCGGCGGUGGGGUUUCCGGUUUUUAUCAUUUUGUUGAUUCCGGUUAGGGCGGUGGUGCUGCCUAGGUGGUUGGGGGAGGGGGAGUUGGGGGUGCUGGAUGGGCCGACUGCGAGUGAGUUUACGAUGAUUAACUGUGGGGGGAAUAGCUUUGGGGGAAGGGCUGGGGGGAGUGGGAACGGGCAGAGGGAUCAAGGGGGGGUUUAA
This is a messenger RNA of Podospora anserina S mat+, 1767 nucleotides long. RefSeq lists its product as uncharacterized. Lineage: Eukaryota; Fungi; Ascomycota; Sordariomycetes; Sordariales; Podosporaceae. Gene Ontology annotation, biological process: transmembrane transport; borate transport; monoatomic anion transport. Gene Ontology annotation, cellular component: fungal-type vacuole; plasma membrane. The transcript has 4 exons. The record is from RefSeq and is a predicted model, not a curated record. Gene Ontology annotation, molecular function: borate efflux transmembrane transporter activity; solute:inorganic anion antiporter activity. The annotation marks the transcript as partial.